Messenger RNA from Amphibalanus amphitrite, 2170 nucleotides. RefSeq names its product TWiK family of potassium channels protein 7-like. Gene Ontology annotation, molecular function: potassium ion leak channel activity. Bases 220 to 1476 code for a protein of 418 amino acids. Gene Ontology annotation, cellular component: membrane. The record is from RefSeq and is a predicted model, not a curated record. NCBI's taxonomy places the organism in Eukaryota, Metazoa, Arthropoda, Thecostraca, Balanomorpha, Balanidae. The transcript has 8 exons. Gene Ontology annotation, biological process: potassium ion transmembrane transport; stabilization of membrane potential.
GAGACGGAAGCACCACCGACCGACCGACCACCCUCGCCGACCCCCGAGGGCUCACGGGCGCUCACUCGAUGGGCAGACAGACGAGCUGACAACGGCCGACGGCUGUCCCGGCCGGCCGCGCCCCAACUCCACCACAUGAGGGCAUUGUUCAUACCAUCUGAACACCAGCAGUCCAGCACUGUCUGAAGAGUCAAACUUGUUUUGGAGGAAGGCCUCCUCAUGAGUUCCGAGGACCAUCAUCCAGUGGCGCUACACACGCGCCUGCUGCGCCUUCUUCUCAGCCAUGGAGGCAUGUUCAUCCUCGUCUCCUUCGUGGCCGCAUUCGGUGCGUGGACUUUCAUUCUCCUGGAGCAGCCUUACGAAGAUGAGACCUUUCUGGUAAAGAGUUUAAAAAUCAAGGAUCUCGAGGACAGCGAAAACUACUUCAUUAGCUUCUGCUGGCACCUGGGCGGGCAGAAUAUUUCAGACAAAAAAUGGAACCGAACGGUCCGGGAGCAGCUGAAGCUGCUGCAGGCGUUCACCCUGGACCUGGCGCACAAUCACGGCUACGACGGCACCAAGGGCGACUGGUCCUACAGCUGGAACUUCCCCAACGCGCUGCUCUUCACCGUCACCAUCAUGACCACCAUAGGCUACGGCCACAUCUCGCCAAAGACAAACGGCGGCCAGCUGUUCACCAUCCUGUUCGCCAUGAUCGGCACGCCGCUGCUGCUCGUCUUUCUGGCCAACAUCGGCGACGGCAUGGCCAGGGUCUUCACGUUCACGUAUAGCCGCCUCUGCUGCCGCUGGUGCCGCACCACGCGCUACAAAGAGGAGCGAAAGCCCGGCAAGCGAGCCAAACGGGUCUCCGAGGAUGAAGUCGGCAAGGAGGAGUACAUGCCGACUGACGAGGUCAACGUGCCCAUCACCAUCAACCUGAUGAUCAUAGCGAUGUACCUGGGCAUGGGUGCGCUCAUCUUCUCCGAGUGGGAGCAGUGGGACAUGAUGGCCUCCUACUACUUCAGCUUCGUCACCCUCUCCACCAUCGGGUUCGGCGACAUGGUGCCCGGAAACAGCUUCCUGGAUAGGACGGCCAAGACCAGCUUUACUAAGGCGUUCAAAAUGGGCACUACAAUCGGCUACUGCAUGAUUGGUAUGGCGCUGAUCAGCAUGUGUAUCCAGAUGAUGCAGGAGCAGAUCGUGGCCAAGGUGCGCUGGACCGGCCAGGAGCUCGGCCUGAUACACGACAGCAGCCACCCGCGACUGCGACUGCGGCGAACACGCCGCGGCGCCGCGCCAGAGACGACUCACAGGGAGAGCAGCUAUGGCGUGUCCUCGGCCCGCGAGCAGCGCAGACUCAGGCAGGAGGAGACUGUGAAACGGCGUCUGUAUCAGCAGCAGCAGCAGGAACAGCAGCAGCGGGCGGAGGAGAGCGAACAGCGGCGGCAAGCCGCACGACGCUCAGAUAGUGAAGAGGAUUUGUUUAAUCUUGCCUAAAAGACGUCGGUUUUUCUAUUGCCUACAAAGCCGAGAUUUUAAUGCAAGAAAUAGUGUAAAAGCACAAUGGCAGAGUCAAUUCUCAUCAAACUUGCCUUAUUACGUAGGUCAUUUAACAAGUUUUAAAGGCUUAAAAUAGUACUGCAACCCUUUACCGUCGACAAGAUGCUGUUUUAUUUAUCACGUCUACAUGGAACACGAACCACGCUCGAAACGGACCAGACCCUGAUCAGCGGCAUAAUUUUCCUCCGUAUCACUUGUUGACAAUGUACAUAUAUGGUCACGGGAUGUCAAAUGACAUUUUAGCUAUGUUAGCGUAACCAGCGCCACCGCUGGCGUCCUUGACCCAGUCCAGGUCAAGGUCACCAGCGGCUCAGCUGUCGUUGAAGCGCGCUGCUCGGCCCGCAGUUUUCUGUCAGUCUGGGGCCAAAUGUACACGUGCCGAUCGGUACCGUUGGUCAUCCCUCCCCGACCGACCCUCCCCCUCUCUCCCCUCCUUCCCUCUCUCCCCUCCGUCGGUCGGGUCGUGGGGUCAGCGGUGCCAGCUGUGGGUCGACAGAGUGCUUCAACGGUGUGUCCCGUGACGCAGCGACGGACGCCUGUGCUCGGUGAUAUAUAACAGGCUCCCGCCGCUGCCAUAGUGUUUUAUGCAUCAUUUUCAGUCAGGAGCAAUACAUGCAACGCCAGCAAUACG